AUAUUUUCGACACUUGCAGACCGCGCCGGCGUCAUUGUCUCCCGCGACUGCCACUUUGAGUCGAUUGGGCAGAAGGACAACGAGUGCACGGUAACACACAGCCGCCAGGUGGAGAGCUGCUUCACCUGCAAGGGGGAUCUGUGCAAUGCCUCUGGAGCGUCCCGUUAUUUGGCCCUGAGCGCAACGGCUCUGGUGGCGGUAUUCGCCUUGCAAAUGGCGCUGUGAGGGAAAACUCAACAAAUGAGCACAAACGAAUAAAAAUGCAUUUUCAUGUGCAAACACACAUACACACAUACCUAUGUACAAAUUAAUGGCGUCUGUAAAUUGUUAAUUGGUUUUAAAUAAAAUUCAAGAAGGAAAAAAAACUUAUA
Messenger RNA from Drosophila miranda, 371 nucleotides. RefSeq lists its product as uncharacterized. The annotation marks the transcript as partial. The transcript has a single exon. The record is from RefSeq and is a predicted model, not a curated record. Lineage: Eukaryota; Metazoa; Arthropoda; Insecta; Diptera; Drosophilidae.